AUGGACAAUCAGUUGCAAUCUUUAGAAACAAUUGAUACAAACAUUGCAAAGGCUCCAAGCUUCACCCCAAGGUCCAAAGAAGCAUGCAAGCGUUUAGGGAUUGAGCCCUAUGAGCUUGUGUAUCGCCCUUUUGAAAGCUAUAUGACUAAAGGAAUGGACAAAGAAACUGCUCAAAUUCGCUUUGAUUUUGUCGAACAAAAACGCCUAGAAAAACUGAAAUGACUAAAAGAAGAAAGGGAAAAAAUCACUGAUGCUGAUAUAUUAAACACCAAGUCUCAUUUUAGCAAUAAUACCAGCAUUGAUUUGAAUCUUUUAAGCUCUGGCGUAGUGGAAAGAGAAAAACGGGAAAUUGAAAAACUAGAAAGAAGGCAACAAAUGGAAUUGCAGCAGAUGGUUGACUAUGAGCUCACCAUGGAAGCUCUUAAUCUAUUUGCCAUUAAUUUGUAGCAAUACAUUAUUUUUAGGUAAAUAUAACAAUAUUAAUAUUGUUAAUGAUUAAAAAGUUAGGCAGAAAAAUGAAGAAAAGGCUGAGAAGGCAAGGCAAAAAGAAAUUGCAAGACAAAAAGAAAUUAAGCAACGGCGAAAAGAGCAAGAGGCAAAAAGGAAAAGGGAUGAGGAAAGAAAAAUGCAGGCCCAGCUUCAAGAAGAAGAGGAAAAUAGAAAACGAGCCCAAGAAGAAUUUGAAAGAGUCCAAAGAAAAGCAAAAGAGGACAAAGAAAAAGAAAAGCAACGGAAAGAAGAAGCAAGAAGAAGAGAAAUGGAAACUCAACGAAAACAAGAAGAAUUUAAACUUAGAACUGAACAAAUGGUCGAGCAAAAAGUCAAGUGAGCUGAAGAGAGGAAAAAGCAGCUUGAUGAAAGGGACCAAAAGCGAAAAGAAAUGAUAGCAAUUGCAACUCAAAAGAAAAUUGAAGAAAGCCUAAAAAUCCGUGCUGAAAAAGAUGCCAAGCUGGAAACUGCAAAAGAAAAUUUAACCAAAAUCCUCGGCCAGCGCCGAAACGAAUUCGAACAGCGGCAAAAGGAAAACGAAGAAAAACGCAAAAGAAUUGAAGAAGAUCGUGAGCUAGCACGUAUUGAGUCCCAAAAACGAGCUGAAAUUAAAGUGCAGGAGCUUAAAAAAGUCCAAGAAUUAAACAUGUUUUUAGAAGAAAAAAGAAAAAAUGACUUAAUUAAAGCACAAACAGAAGCUGAUAACAGAUUUGAAGAACAGUUAAAAAGAAAAGAAGAAGAAUUAGAGAAAAAGAAAGAAGAAGAAAAACAGCGCCAAGAGCAAACUCUUAUGGUAAGGCAAAGAAUGGAGCAGCAAGAAACUGAAAGAGUCAAAAAAAUAUUGACAAAGCGAGAAGAAGAGGAAGAAAAAGUAAGAAAACUAAAAAAGCAAAGGGAAAAAGAAAAUAGAAUUAAAAAGGAAGCAGAAGAUAUAUAUAAAUAGGGCUGAAUAAAUAUAUUCUGGAUAAAUUAUUAUUGAAAGUGGCAUUCAAUGUUAUAGGAAUAUGAAAAGAGCUGAUAGAACUGAUAAUGUUAUCAGGAUCUCAAAACAACAAAAUUACCACAGAGAAAAAGUCUUAGAAAGAAUCCAAGAAGACACACUUAGAGUAGAAAUGCUAAGAAAAGCUAAAGAAGAGCUAAUGGAAGAAAGGAGAAAAAGAAAAGAAAAAGCUGAAGCAGAAAAGCAGCGAAUCGUUCAAAUGUUUGAAGAGGCCAAAAAAAAGAAAAGCGGGCUUAAAGAAUACACAAGCAAUUUACAUAAAUCGCCAGCAGUUUAUUGCAAUUUUUUUCCAGCAGCUAGUAAGCUCAGGUUUGUGUUCGAUAGAACCAGGGCUACUUACCUGCCUAGGCUGCUUCAUGGUCUGUCCUGAAUCGCGUAAACGGUUGAGCUUUUCUUUUUGUGGUAAACCAGGUUAAAAAGGGAAGACAGGCUAGACAGGCUAGACAAGAAUAAAGGGCUAUAGUUUCCAGUUGGAAAGGGUCCCGAGAAGGGGCGAUCUGAUCUAAGUUAAGAAUAGUUGGAUAAGCUAGUUGCUAGGAUUUGAAAUGGAGGCUCAAGACCAGAGGGAAAAUAAAACUGGUGUUUCAGCUCCAGCUCAAGUAAAUAGUUUAAAGCAUGGUGCUCAGAAAGUGGGAACUAUAAAGAAGCAUCACUAAUCUAAUACACAAGCAAAUUUUCAAAUUUGUUAGGAAAAGACAAAGAGAAAGAUACACAAAGAGAAGAAAAACCAGAAACAAAAAGAACAGAAAAAAUAAAAACAAAGCGAAAUUCCCAGCCAAAAAUGAAAGUCCAAGGACAGCCUGAUAAUAUUACAGCUUAUGCUCAAAAAAUGUUUGAUGAUUUAAAAAAUAAAAAUCACCAAGAACUUCAAAAUCUACUUGAUAAAGAAGAAAAAGAAGAAAAUGAGAGAGAAAGAAGGGCGGCUAAUCUAAGUGAAGAAGAAAGAACUAAACUGGAAAAAGUUUUUGGGAUAGAAAGGGCAGCUGCAAGUGAACGAAUUGUGAUUCUGACUAAAAAGCAUGAAAAAGCGGAGAAAAAGCUUGCAAAGCAGCUUGGGUUGAGUUAUCCAUAA
Messenger RNA from Blepharisma stoltei, 2561 nucleotides. The record is from the annotation of a GenBank genome assembly. Lineage: Eukaryota; Ciliophora; Heterotrichea; Heterotrichida; Blepharismidae.